This is a messenger RNA of Arachis stenosperma, 616 nucleotides long. RefSeq lists its product as uncharacterized. The transcript has a single exon. The record is from RefSeq and is a predicted model, not a curated record. Lineage: Eukaryota; Viridiplantae; Streptophyta; Magnoliopsida; Fabales; Fabaceae. The coding region runs from base 95 to 541 and encodes 148 amino acids.
UUUUCUUCCUCUUGCUUCUAAUCAUCACCCUCUGCCAUAUAAAUCCUUCCUCUAAUAAACAAAGCAACGCAGCCACACACGAAUACCAAGAAACAUGGGUUCUUACGAGGGAAGACCAUUGGUGAUGGAAAUGGAGCACGAUCGAGGUUUUGAAGGCCUGGAAGAUGGUAGCGGAUGCGGAUGCGGAUGCUUUCGUAGUCUCAGCUUGAGGUGGUGGCGCGGCGGCGACGAAGAAGGUAAGCGUUUACUGGCGGAGCAAAAGGGCGUCGGCGGCGAAGGAGAAGCAUGGAUGAUGGAAAAGUUAAGGAAGGUGAAGGAGGCUUCGGAAGUGAUUGCGGGUCCAAAGUGGAAAACUUUCAUAAGAAAGAUAAGUGGGUAUGGCAAGAAGCAUCAAAAGCAGAGGUUUCAAUAUGAUGAACACAGUUAUGCUCUCAACUUCAAUAGUGGAGCUCAAAGCGAAGAUGAAGAUCACAUACCUCCAAGUUUCUCAGCCAGAUUUUCUGCUCCUAUUCCUGUUGGUCGCCGCCAAAAUGAGUCAUGAUAUUAAUAUAAAAUUCUCUGUAUACUAAUUUUAAGAUUCAUUCAUUCAGUAAAAUUUGUUCACAUGUUAUUCGUA